AUGGACUCUGAAAAGAAGUUCGAUCAUGAGAUGGUCGAAGAUGUCAAAUCUACAUCUUCGGUGCCAGAAAUAGACCGAGCCGCGGAGAAGCGAUUACUUUGGAAGCUUGACAUCCAUGUUGUUCCCAUACUGAUGUUUCUUUUUCUUCUUGCUUUCCUCGACAGAAUCAACAUCGGCAAUGCACGACUACAGGGCCUUGAGAAGGACCUUGGCAUGGCAGGCCACGACUACAACAUAGCACUAUUCAUCUUCUUCAUUCCGUAUAUUCUGUUUGAAGUUCCGAGCAACCUUGUCUUGAAAAAGGUGCCACCCUCGUGGUGGUUGAGUGGGAUCAUGUUCCUUUGGGGAAUCGUCACUAUCUGCCAGGGGGUAACAAAGAGUUUCAGCGGACUGGUCGCAUGUCGAUUCUUACUGGGCUUGUUUGAGGCUGGAUUCAUGCCAGGCUGUAUCUACUUGAUCGCAAUGUACUACAAGCGACAUGAACUUCAAUGGCGACUGAACGUUUUCUUCAGCGCAAGCAUUUUGGCCGGUGCUGUCAGUGGGUUACUUGCCUAUGGCAUCGCCCAAAUGGAUGGUGUGGCAGGAUACAGUGGUUGGCGUUGGAUCUUCAUCAUCGAGGGUCUAGCCACGGUGGUUUCUGCCAUUAUUGCGAAGUUUCUGAUUGUCGACUGGCCCGAAGAGUCUUCAUUCCUGAAUGACCAAGAGCGCGCCUUGUUGAUGCAGAGAUUAUCGGAAGAUCGGGGUGAAGCACAGAUGAACCGCUUUGACAAGCCAGCGAUCAAGCGAACAUUCACAGACAUCAAGCUAUACUUGGGUCCGAUCAUGUACUUCGGUAUCGUCAACACCGGGUAUGCAACCUCAUUUUUCACCCCAACCAUCCUCAAACAACUUGGUUGGACCUCCGUUCGAGCUCAAGUGAUGAGCAUCCCGAUCUAUCUCGUGGCAACAGUAAUUGCACUAGCGACAGCAUUUGCCAGUGAUCGACUCCGCCACCGCUUCGCGUUCACAAUAGCAGGCUGCAUAAUCGCCACGAUCGGAUAUAUCCUUCUGCUCUGUCAAAAUUCAGUGCCUGUGGGCGCACGAUAUUUCGCCCUUUACGCAAUCACGGGCGGCGGAUACAUGACGCAGCCGAUCUUGAUGGGGUGGCUGAGCAAUAAUAUGGCUGGGCACUAUAAGCAGUCUAUUGCAUCGGCCAUGCAGAUCGGAUUUGGUAAUUGUGGCGGUCUGGUUGCCAGCAAUGUUUUCUUCGAUUCAGAGGCCCCGACAUAUGUCACUGGUUUUGGCGUUAGCCUCGGCAUGGUCUGGAUCUGUGGGGUCGCGUGUGCUGUUUUCUUUGCUUAUUUGUAUCGUGAGAAUCGAAUUCGCGAACAGGGCAAGAGGGAUCAUCGGUAUGAGUGGCCUCGGGAGGAGUUGGAAAAUCUUGGCGACGAUCAUCCUAGUUUCAGAUUCACGUAUUAG
Molecule: messenger RNA, 1458 nt
Organism: Penicillium salamii
Lineage: Eukaryota; Fungi; Ascomycota; Eurotiomycetes; Eurotiales; Aspergillaceae
Source: the annotation of a GenBank genome assembly